This is a messenger RNA of Sinocyclocheilus grahami, 377 nucleotides long. Its product is annotated as HIG1 domain family member 1A, mitochondrial-like. The transcript is spliced from 3 exons. The coding region runs from base 7 to 309 and encodes 100 amino acids. Gene Ontology annotation, biological process: mitochondrial respirasome assembly. The record is from RefSeq and is a predicted model, not a curated record. Gene Ontology annotation, cellular component: mitochondrion. Lineage: Eukaryota; Metazoa; Chordata; Actinopteri; Cypriniformes; Cyprinidae.
GCCAAGAUGACUGCCGUGGAAUACGAAGACAAUGAAUCCAAGUUUAUCAGAAAAGCCAAAGAGAAUCCAUUCGUCCCUGCAGGGUUGGCUGGGUUCUUUGGCAUCGUGGCGUACCGACUGUUCAAACUGAAGAGCAGAGGAGAGACGAAGAUGUCAGUCCACCUGAUUCACAUGCGUGUGGCUGCGCAGGGCUUCGUGGUGGGAGCCAUGACUUUAGGAGUGGUCUAUUCUAUGUACAGAGAGUACGUUCUCAAACCCGCCGAAGCACAGAAAGCGUUAGAGCAGAAGGCAUUGGAAAAAAAGUGUUAGAUUCCCGCGAUGUCCUUAAUAGCAACUUUUAAGGUGUCCUUUUGUAUUUAUUGCUAACAUGAGAACUU